Antechinus flavipes (yellow-footed antechinus) is the source of this 4908-nucleotide messenger RNA. RefSeq names its product regulator of G protein signaling 3 (gene RGS3). Gene Ontology annotation, biological process: signal transduction. Gene Ontology annotation, molecular function: protein binding. NCBI's taxonomy places the organism in Eukaryota, Metazoa, Chordata, Mammalia, Dasyuromorphia, Dasyuridae. Gene Ontology annotation, cellular component: plasma membrane; nucleus. The transcript is spliced from 25 exons. The record is from RefSeq and is a predicted model, not a curated record. The coding region runs from base 607 to 3798 and encodes 1063 amino acids.
CUUUAAUCUCUUUCUCAACUCUUAUUGCCAAGUUGAUAAGGAUACUCAUUAGGAUGAAAGCAGUAGGAUGAGACAGAAAUUAGCAUUUCUAAUACAAUAUUAAAUAGUAAUGGUGAUAGUGGGCAACCUUGUUUCACUCCUGAUCUUAUUGGGAAUGGUUGUAGUUUGUCCCUAUUACAUAUGAUGCUUACUGAUGGUUUUAAAUAGAUGCUACUGAUUAUUUUAAAGAAAAGUCCAUUUAUUCUUAGUAUCUUGUAAUCUUAAGAUGUUUUGACAAUUGAUCCUUAAAAACCUUUAAAAUUGUGUCACCUCCUAGAAUGAAAUUCUUUUAAUAAUUAUUUGACCAGGUUCAUCUGUACAGUCCAACUUUCUUAUAAUGUACCCUGCACACUGAUUUAGGACUUCAGAUCGUCUUGAUGCUGUUUGGCAUAUUAAAGCUUCUCAGACCAUGGCAAGAUAUAAAUGUUUCAGUGAAGAAUUACUGACCUAUGGACACUGUUCUCUAUGCCAUUAAAAUGAAAUGAAAAUAUCUUAGUAAAAGGUUGGGAAGUCUUUUCUGGUUACAGUGCCAAUUUUGCUGCAGACUCCAAGUUUCUUCCUAGGGAGAUGGCUCAGUUGGACCGAAGGGAGGAAGAGCAACUAUCUGAAGGCCACAAGGGACCUGGGAGAAUGGAACAGGAUCAGGUCCUUCCUCUCCUCCCGGAGAGGAUAGAGCCGGAGAGCAGCACCAAGAGGAGGAUCAGCCACUUGCAAGUUGAGGGUGCAGGUCAGUUGAAACUCUCAAUAGAUAAACAAGACCGGGUUUUGCUUCUUUAUAUCAUAGAAGCCAAAGAUCUCAUGAUCAAAGACUCUCGACCUUGUGAUGCUUAUGUGAAGGUGUCUGUGGUACCUGAUAAUGAUCGAAAACGAAGGCAGAAGACUCAGACUAUCCCAGACUGUAAAAAUCCAGCUUUCCAUGAACGUUUUUUCUUUCCCAUCCAAGAGGCAGAUGAGCAGAAGCGGCUUCUGGUUGCUGUGUGGAACAGAGAAAGAGACAAUAGACAGAAUCAACUCAUUGGCUGCAUGAGCUUUGGGGUGAAGUCUCUUCUGGCCCCUGACAAGGAGAUCAGUGGCUGGUAUUAUCUUCUGGGACAGGACCUAGGCCUCACGAAACAUCUUAAGGUGGCAACUCGGCGGUUGAAAAAGAGCAGAGAUGCAUUACUGAGAAAACCUGAUCUAGCACUGAAACAUGUGGACAGUGAAAACAUGCAAUUAAAGAUUACCAUCCCGAGGGGAAGGGACGGCUUUGGUUUCACCAUCUGCUGUGACUCUCCCGUUCGAGUUCAAGCUGUAGAUUCUGGGGGCCCUGCAGAGCGGGCAGGGCUGCAGCAGCUAGACACGGUGCUACAGUUGAAUGAGCAGCCUGUGGAACACUGGAAAUGCGUGGAGCUGGCCCAUGAGAUCAGGAACUGCCCUGGUGAGAUCAUCUUGCUAGUGUGGCGCAUUAUCCCUCAGAUCAAACCUGGGCCUGAUGGUGGUGUCCUGCGCAGGGCCUCGUGCAAGUCAACUCAUGACCUCCAGUCACCCCCAAAUAAACGGGAGAAGAACAGUGGUCUGGGGACCAGACCUGAGCAGCGCCGCAGCUGUCACCUGGUGUGUGACAGCUCUGACGGGCUGCUUGUGGGCGGCUGGGAGCGCUAUAGUGAAGUGGGGAAACGGGCCCAGCACACUUUGCCACCACUGUCCCGGCCUUCAGCUCCUCUUGACCCCAACUACAUCAUCUUAGCCCCUUUGAACCCUGGGAGCCAGCUUCUGAGGCCCUUGUAUCAAGAGGACAGUAUCCCAGAGGAUACAGGAAACACUAGCAAAGGAAAAUCCCACACAGGCCUGGGGAAGAAAUCCAGACUGAUGAAGACAGUGCAGACUGUAAAAGGCUGUGGUAACUACCAGAAUUGUACCAUCAUGAAGCCCCACAGCCCACACUCAAACUAUGGCACCUAUGUGACACUGGCUCCCAAAGUCCUGGUCUUUCCGGUUUUCGUACAGCCUCUAGAUCUCUGUAACACAGCUCGGACUCUGCUGCUGGCUGAGGAGCUUAUGCUUUAUGAAGGGAGAAACAAAACUUCCAAGGUGACAUUAUUUGUGUAUUCUGAUCUGUUGCUCUUCACUAAGGAGGAUGAGCCAGGACGAUGCAAUGUCCUGAGAAAUCCACUGUACCUCCAGAGUAUAAAACUGCAGGAAGGUUUGGCAGAAGACUUGAAAUUCUGUGUACUCUAUUUGGCAGAGAAGGCGGAGUGCUUAUUAACUUUGGAAGCCUACUCUCAAGAGCAGAAGAAGAGGGUGUGUUGGUGCUUGUCCAAGAACAUUGCCAAGCAGCAACAGCUGGCAGCAGCGCCACAGGAGAGCAAGAUGCUUGAGACAGACGUGGAUGAAAAAAAAGAGAUGCCUUCAGAGGAGGAGGUACCUCCUCCUACUGAGAUGGGGGCUAGUGGAGCACCUGAGGAACCGAGGCCUCCUGAGAGUAUCUGUUCCCAAAAGGAGGCACUUGCAGGGAAGACCGCAGGCCUGGAGGGGGUGGCCAGUGAGGCACCUGAGGAGCAUAAACCUCUUGAAGACCACGCAUCCCAAGUGGAGGCCUCUGCAGGGCAGGCCCCGGGUGCAGAGGUUGCCCAGUCUGCUGAGGGAGUGGCCAAUGGGGCACCUGAAGUGCCGGAGCCUCCUGCCAGUGAGUGUCCUCAAGAAGUGCCCACAGAGGCGGCUCCGUUAAGUGACAAGCAGCCCUUUGUGAUCCCCGAGGUCCGCCUGGACGCCACCUUCAGCCAGAGUCCAGGAGCAGAGGGGGUAGAGCAGGAUGGGGCCCUGGACGAUGAGGCUGAAGAAGAGGAGGAGGAAGGCGAGGGCGAGGAGGGGUACGAGGAUGAGGACGAGGAGAGCGACGACAGCUACCUGGAGCGGAACGAGCCCAAGCGGUGCAGCAUGAUCGAGACCUCGGGCCCGCCGGGGGCCUUCAUGCUGACGGUGCAGAGCUCCCUGCGGCGCCGCACCCACAGCGAGGGCAGCCUCCUGCAGGAGACCAAGAGCCACUGCUUCACCUCGGACACCACCCUCAACUGCUCGGACGGCGAGGGCAGCAAGAGUGGCUGGGGCCUGGCCUCCCCCUGCACAGUGAAGAAGGAGCUGGCCCGCAACGGGGGCUCCAUGCACCAGCUCUCUCUGUUCUUCACAGGGCACAGAAAGCUGAGCGGCACUGAGGUGAGCUGUGAGGACGGCGCUGAGGCAUCUCAGAAGAGGAGCACAAAACUGGCCAAAGAUAUGAAGAACAGAUUGGGGAUUUUCCGGAGAAGAAAUGACUCUCCUGGGGGCAACGUGGCUGGCAAGGCAGACAAAGGGAUGAAGUCCCUGAAGCCCACCUCUGAGGAGGCACUCAAGUGGGGAGAGUCUCUGGAGAAACUGCUGUUGCACAAAUAUGGACUAGCAGUGUUUCGUGCCUUCCUCCGAACAGAGUUCAGUGAAGAGAACUUAGAAUUUUGGCUGGCAUGUGAGGACUUCAAGAAAGUCAAGUCGCAAUCUAAGAUGGCAUCCAAGGCAAAGAAGAUCUUUUCAGAAUAUAUUGCCAUCCAGGCGUGUAAAGAGGUGAACCUGGACUCCUACACACGGGAACACACCAAGGACAACCUACAGAAUGUCACCAGGGGCUGCUUUGACCUGGCUCAGAAGCGAAUCUAUGGGCUUAUGGAGAAAGACUCCUAUCCUCGUUUCCUCCGCUCAGAGCUCUACUUAGACCUCAUUAACCAGAAGAAGCUGAGCCCUCCAUUGUAGGAGUGCUCCCCUCCCCUCUCCGGGCAGCCCGGGAGAGACGAAUGUUUACAUGGAGCCCGCCCAGCGAUGGCCUGCUCUCUCCCUCCCCGCUCUCCAGAGGAUGGCCGAGAGGAUGGGCCAUUCUUACCGGGGCCUCCUCGAAGCCACGUCUCUGUUGGACUGGCCCGUGGACAUAGAAGAAGUCUGAGGCCUCGGGGUCCCUGGGGACUCCAGAAGCCAGUGGGCUGGUGCUAGGUGUCUUGGCACCCCGCCCCCUCCCCAGUGCCACUGUGGUACGACGACGCCUGCCCCAGGAUUGGGCCUACGGGCGUGGCCCCUAGGCAGGGCUUUGGUACAGGCUGAAAGGGUCUUGUCCAGGCAGCAGGUAGCCAGGGAAGGGGGGAAGCUGGGGGCACAGGGGACCAACCAGUACAGAACCUUACCUCUCACUUGGGAGCUCCACCAAGCAUUCCCCAGCACAGGCCUGCUCCCCCUUCUGGGUCACUUCUCGCUGAUGGAGGCCCUGAAAGAACUGGGUAGCAGAAGGUGGGAACGGGGAAGGUAUCCCCCAGGCCAGGUGGCAAGUGCUCAGGCGGCUUGUCCUGUAGGUUUUGACCUCCAGGUGCCAUCCCUUGGGGCCCUAGUGCUCAGUGCCCUGAUGUCCCCCACCCUGGGCCCUGGCCUCAGGAUUUUAUUUAUUUCAACACUGUAGCCGAAUGCUUGAUGCAUUGUUCUGUAAUAGGAAAUCCUUGCCUCUUUAUUUUCUUAAUUUACAAGUGCAAUAUUUUAAAUAUGUUUUCGUGGGAAGCUACAAAGCAGAAUGACCGUUCUAUUUUAAGAAGGUGUACACACUUUUAUAAGUUGGGGUGGGAGGGAGGGUUGGUUUUUGCCCAAGGGGCCCUGGCAGCAGGCAGCUGGGGCCCCUGGAUGUACAUAUGUUGAAAAUCUUAAAUUGGAUAAUAUGAACAAAGUGCCGUGCAAGGCUGACCCUCAGAGCAGAGGGACAGUGUCUCUGAAGGGGCCCACCUGGCUCUGGGACAGCACAUUUGGUCCUUGAGAGCCAUUUCUGUGGUUCCCAAACUAUCCACAUAGCCGGGUGAUGGAAUGAAUAAAAGGCCCAUGGGACUUCUA